Procambarus clarkii (red swamp crayfish) is the source of this 1916-nucleotide messenger RNA. RefSeq names its product lateral signaling target protein 2 homolog. NCBI's taxonomy places the organism in Eukaryota, Metazoa, Arthropoda, Malacostraca, Decapoda, Cambaridae. The record is from RefSeq and is a predicted model, not a curated record.
AGUGUCAUUCCAACCUUCUACCAGCCCGCUGCCUUCAACCAGCCUGCUGCUCUCUACCGCCACCUCACCUUCACUGAACUUCAACAUGAGGUACAGUUUCGUGCUGCUGGGUCUUCUGGCCUUCAUGUGUGCCACUUCAGGCUACGUCCUGGAGGACCAGGACGACGCUCUCAGCGACACCGACGACCUUCCAGAAGGGGUCGUCCUCGAAAACUACGAUGGGGACAGGGCCGAACAGAUAGAUGUUGCUGACAUUGAAUUAAGGAGAAACAGCCGCCAGAAGCACGGACGCCACCACGGUCACCACGGACAUGGCAGCCACAGCCACGAACAUCAUCAUAGACGCACAAGGAGGAGGAGGAGGAGGACUACAACCACCACGCCAACCACUACUAGCACAACUACCACCUCCACGACUACCACUACCGCAACUACCCCAUCCUCCACCUCCACCACCACCGUCCCCACUACCGCGGGGUAGUGCCACACAGAAAUUAACAACAAAAAUUCCGUGUCAGUGUAGCUAACAAAUGGAAUGCACUAGGCAGUGAUAUGGUGGAGGCUGAUUCCAUACACAGUUUCAAAUGUAGAUAUGAUAGAGCCCAGUAGUCUCAGGAAUAUGUACACCAGUUGAUUGAUUUGUGAGAACCGGGAACAAAGAGCCAGAGCCCCGCAAGGACAACUAGGUGAAUACAACUACCAACACCACUACCCCAACUACUAACAUCACUAUCCAAACUACCACCACCACUAUCCCAACUACCACCGUAUAGACCAUUGAUUCAGAAACGACACGUGUUUGGAUUUUCGUAAUACGACCAUCGUAGCACAGACAACACCUGCUCACAUUUAAAAAUGAUAUUGUGUAUGUUAUCUUUACAUCUUUCGUAACAGAAAUAACAACAAUAUAGGUGCAAAAGGGUUGAUGGCAGAUUCAUAACAAAAAACAUGAAACCAAAAGAAACAUUUAGAAGGUACAAGAAAAAUGUACAAAAUAAAGAAUAUGAACAGUGACGACAAAAACACAGUCAGGAUCGUCAGCAAGAACAUGAAUGGCAGCUUAGGUAAACACCUAAGAGAAGAAGAACAACAAUGGGUAACAUAAAAACGAAAGAAUCUAUUAGAAGUGCAAAAACACACACGAAUAAAAUGAACGACAACACCAUCAAGAGUUAAACAAGGACAAAAAAGGAGUAAUAAUGAAAGCAAAUUAAAAUGUAUAAAACAAGAACGAAAGAAACAAAAUAUCAACACAAAACGACAAAGCAAGCAACACCCUCAACAUCAACAAAGCAACAACAUCAAUAAUGGUUACAGUGAUUAUGUUUUAAGAUAAAUUAACAUAAUUACUUUUGUAAUAGUGUCAAGUGAAGAAUACUUGCAGGUAAAUUCAGUUCUAUUCACUUACUAAUAACAUUAAUAAUAUUUUAUUUAGAAAAAAUACACAUGAGCAGAUUACAGUAGUUACCUAGUGGGUAGAAUAUUUGUAUAUUUUAUCACACCACAAAUUAGAUGCAACGUUUCGGUCAUUAAUACAUCUUGAAGUUGAAUAAUUGAGUGGAUGUAAAUAGAAACUGCCUCGUAUGGGCCAGUAGGCCUUCUGAAGAGACCUUCAUUCAUAUGUUCUAUGUUCUUUUUCUUAAAUGUUAUAAUUCUGAGGCGAGAAUCACGUUCAAAUAACACGUUACAAAAGAUUGUUGAGAUGACGAGAGGCUCCUUAUUAAUUUAAAGUGACACGAAGAAUUUUUGUAAAGUGACAUGAUGAUAUUGUCUACAUGACUUGAAGCACAUUAUAUUUAAGGGUGAAGGGAAUUGUUGUUUAAAUAACAUGAAGAUUGAUAUUGUUCAAAUGAUUUCAGGCAUUUUACUGCUGUAUUUGUUAAAAACAAUUGGAUAAUAAAGAUUAAUAUACUGCA